Penicillium canescens is the source of this 1062-nucleotide messenger RNA. RefSeq names its product ribonuclease H family protein. The transcript has a single exon. Gene Ontology annotation, molecular function: nucleic acid binding; RNA-DNA hybrid ribonuclease activity. Lineage: Eukaryota; Fungi; Ascomycota; Eurotiomycetes; Eurotiales; Aspergillaceae. The record is from RefSeq and is a predicted model, not a curated record. Gene Ontology annotation, biological process: DNA replication, removal of RNA primer. Bases 1 to 1062 code for a protein of 353 amino acids.
AUGGCAAGAAGGGCACUCACCAGAAUCCUCCAACGCGUCCCAACGCCGGCACCGGAGAGAGCACGUGUAGAGUCACGUCUCCCACCGCUCCGCAUACUACCUACUACAGACGCAAACAAGGCCGCAUACGCACCAGCACCGCUACGGUUAACGGUCUACUCGGACGGCUCACGCACUGGCCAAGGGGCUGGGUACGGGUUCGUGGUCUACUACGGCUCUAUCCCUAUCACCCAAGGGUAUGGGCCAGCUGGCUCCCAGUUAGAGGUGUACGACGCCGAGAUUAUGGGCGCAGUAGAGGGCCUCCAGGCGGCUGUCAACCUACCCUGUGCAAGCUACUCCACCGGCCUCGUUGUCCUCCUCGAUAACCUCGCUGCCGCUAGCUUACUCGCGGACGGGAGGCCGGCGCCACACAGACGAAAACUCACGGACUUAUUCCAAAAGCUUACUACCCAGUGGGAAUCCGCUCCCUAUAUCCUCAGCACACCCCGCACGCCCGUGGAGGUGCGCUGGAUGCCAGGCCACUCUGGGAUAGCAGGGAACGAGACUGCCGAUGAGCUAGCAAAGAGGGGCGCAGCGUUAGACGGCUCCCAUAUUCCCCCUUCCCCAUCUUACCUUGUGCGCGAAGCAAAACAACAUAUCCGCACGGCAACGCGUGCCGCGUAUACCAGAGACGCACCUCAGGCAUACCGAGACCUAAAUAUCCAACCUCACACCAAGAGCAGCCGCGCUCGGGAACACAGGCUUCCCCGCGGGGUGCUCGGCCGGCUGCUAGCCGCACGGACUGGCCAUGGUGACUUCCAGGUAUACCACGAGAGGUUCCAUCACAGGGACUCCCUUACGACCUGCUCCUGCGGUAAGCCAAAAUCCCCCGUCCACUUCUUCUUCUGCCCGCCUGCGAGGAAACGCUGGAAGGAUCGAUGGAAAGGCCGAAAGGCCAGCCCAUCUGCAAGGAUAAACUGGAUACUGAGCACAGCUGCUGGGGCCGAGGAAUUCGGCCGUUUCGUGCAAGAAACGUUCUUCAAGGACAUCUGCCCAAAUCGGGCACAAACAUGCGCCGCAUAG